CUUUUCGGGGCUGCUCGAGUCCCCGCCGUGAGUGAUUGCGAAGCCCAUGUGCCGGUGAAGUGUCUCAAAGUGUUCGGAAAAGUGGUAGCGAGCGGAGUGCCCGGGAAGAUGGAGACGACGGACUCUUGUUCCGAGGAGAUCAACUUGACGCCGCAGGAACUUCAAGUUUUGUCGGAGCUUGACAGUCGGCAGUUCGGGUUCGUGAAGUUGAACGAGCCAGCGAACAGCAAGAAGCGGGCGCUGGUGCUGAAGGCCGUGCGUUACCUCGAGUCCCUCAUCAUCCACGCCAACAACAACAACAAGAGCAGCAGCAACAACAACAAUAACAACAACACCAACAACAACAACAACACCGCGAAGGAUGGCGGGGACGGCAAGAAGUGCUCGCUCUCGCCGACCCUCAUCAAGAAGGAGGAGCUUUCUCUGCCCAGCUCCGACACCACCCUCCUGGAGGACGUCAUCGGCCAGGACGCCCAUGACGACUCCCUGGGCGUGGGCGGCGUCCUGCUGGGGAAGCUGACCUCCUCCUCCACGCCCACCACCACCAACAGUAGCACCUCCUCGUCCUCCUCGUCCUCCUUCUCCACCGCCUCCACCACCACCACCACCACCGCCGCCUCCACGCCCCCGGCGGCGCCCGACACCAGCAUCAGCAUCGAGCCCAAGACCUACUGCAAGCUGGGCCACCUGCACCUGCUGCUCGAGGACUACCCCAAAGCGAUGUCCGCGUACCAGAAGUACUACAACCUGCGCCACAACGACUACUGGAAGGACGCCACUUUCCUGUACGGACAAGGCCUCGUCUACUUCCAUUUCAACGCUUUCCAAUGGUGAGUACAGAUGCCUCUGCCGGCCCCGAUCGCCAUCACUUUGGCGUUCUCGGUCGUGUUUGUCGCUGAGUGCCGAGAGUCUUCUUUUUCCGGUCCU
This is a messenger RNA of Penaeus indicus, 927 nucleotides long. RefSeq names its product ras guanine nucleotide exchange factor E-like. Bases 109 to 834 code for a protein of 241 amino acids. The record is from RefSeq and is a predicted model, not a curated record. Gene Ontology annotation, molecular function: protein binding. NCBI's taxonomy places the organism in Eukaryota, Metazoa, Arthropoda, Malacostraca, Decapoda, Penaeidae. The transcript is spliced from 3 exons.